AUGAACUCAUCACACCACGACAUGACUUUGUUCGCCAGUUGGGUGAAAUACCAGCAUUAUGUCCAAACCAGCAAUCCGAACGCACCACGUAUAUUGUCCUCACAGGAAAUCGCCCUCGCUGGCGAAUUAGCCAACAAUUUUGACUUUACAAAUGUUUUCCGUCAACGUCUCGAGCUUGGACGCUGUUUUUAUACUACGGUUAAACAAAACUUAAUGGCCAUUCUUCAAAUCUGGGAUGCUAUUAUUAAUGAAAAAGUUUUGUUCGACAGCUCAGGCAUUUAUAUGAUUCCCAACCGGAUAAAUAUCGGAUCCUUAGGACCACAGACGUUUAUAGUUCCGCGGCUUAAGACAUGCCCCGCAAGCUUGGAACCGCCCUACGCGCACGGCCAUACUUUCGCAAAUGUAACGGAGCUACAAACGCAGGCUGUGCAGCCUAGCAAUGAGAUAUACGCAGAGGCUUUCGCCUUGUCGGAGUUCGAAAACACCAAUAUUGGCGGAUUUGAAAACAACGAAAAUGAAAAGGAAUUCGACAUCGCGGACAGCGAGGAUAGCGAAGAGGAGGAGGGUUGGGAGGAUGAAAAUGAAUAUACAGAUGACGACGAAUACGAUAACAACGAUGACGGGAGUGAUGGUGAUUACGAAGAGAUAAACGAAAAAGGAGAUAUGUCCCGGGUAUAUGGCCAGUCCCAGAAAUUUACCGAAGGCUGGGGGGACUCUUUUUCGGAACUUAUCAAACUGGACAUGGAUUUGGUAAACAACACCCAGGAGCUCGACGGGGGAGCGGAACCGCUUCGGAAGAUCCUAACCCCUGCCGCCUCUAGGAAGUCCGUGAAACGUGGGUUUGCAGGUAUCGAGGGAGGUGAGAAUGGGACACAAAGCAAGAAGUCAAGGAAGCAACAGAAGUAA
Pyricularia pennisetigena is the source of this 906-nucleotide messenger RNA. RefSeq lists its product as uncharacterized. Lineage: Eukaryota; Fungi; Ascomycota; Sordariomycetes; Magnaporthales; Pyriculariaceae. The transcript has 2 exons. Bases 1 to 906 code for a protein of 301 amino acids. The record is from RefSeq and is a predicted model, not a curated record.